Messenger RNA from Diuraphis noxia (Russian wheat aphid), 870 nucleotides. RefSeq lists its product as uncharacterized. The record is from RefSeq and is a predicted model, not a curated record. NCBI's taxonomy places the organism in Eukaryota, Metazoa, Arthropoda, Insecta, Hemiptera, Aphididae.
AUGAAAACWUWGUGUAGAUCAUACAUGUGGUGGCCGGGAUUAGAUAAAGAUAUAGAAAAGUGGGUACAAAGCUGCGAUGCUUGUUUACAAAGUAGAUCGGAACCAAUUUUAGCGGAACCAAAAAAGUGGGAGGAAGCGAGUUGUCCAAUGGAUAGAAUACACAUAGRUUUUCUAUAUUUACAARGUAAAAACUAUUUGAUCAUGACAGAUAUAUUUACAAAAUGGCCAGAAGUUGCUGAAAUGAAAAUAUUGAACAGUGGUUCGGUUAUUGAAAAGUUAAGAGAGAUAUUUGCUAGGUUUGGAUUACCGAACAAARUUGUGUCAGAUAAUGGACCGCAAUUUAGAUCAGARGAGUUUAUACAAUUUUGUAAAAAUAAUAUGAUUAGGUUUGUGACGUCCCCUCCUUAUCAUCCGGCUACAAAUGGAUCGGCAGAAAAUGCUGUUAAAUCUUUAAAAAAUGGUAUAUUAAAGGCAGUUAAGGAUAAAAUAAAUAAAAAUGUUUCUUUAAAUACAUUAAUUCAAAGAUAUCUAAUGACAUAUAGGAAUACACCACACUGGAUAACUGGUGAGUCACCAAGUUAUAGAAUGUUUGGAAGGAAAAUUAAAACUAGAAAAGUAUAUUUUAAAGAAGGAGACAUAGUUUAUGCUAGGGAUUAUUCCAACCCUAACAAAAAAGAAUGGAAGAAAGGAACAGUCGAAGAGGUGUUAGGUGAUAGAAUAUAUUUAGUUAGAUUAGAAAAAGGAAAUGUGAUAUGGAGAAGGCACAUUGACCAACUAAUAGAAGUAGGUAAGAUAAAUGAAAAGAGUUUUGAAACAGAAGAAAAUGAGAAAGGAGAAGAACAAACAGAACUGGAGGAAAAGAAAAUAUGA